AUGGAAUCAAAGGAAGAAGAUUUCUACCUCUUUAAGCUCGAGGAAGCUUGCUCCGAUUUGAGAAGCGUACUGAAAAACUCGGCCAGAAUUGGAGAAAGUCUCGGCAUGAUGGACAAGAAGUUUGAUCUUAUAGACGAGGCUCUCUCCACGGCCUCAAAAAGAGUAACUCCUUUACAGUCUCUGUCCAUGGCUGCCAAAGCUCUCGAAACCAGAAUCAACAGAGCCGUCACUCCGGCUCUCUCGCUCCUCGACAGCUUCAAAAUAUCUGGCACUCUUCAACAGAAGCUCCUAGACAUCUCCGACGAGUUGUCGGCCGAGAAAGUUACGACCAAGAAACGAUUGAAGAAACUGAUCAAGUACGUUGAGUGCGUUGAUCAGCUUAACGCAGCGGUCAGUUUGAUCAGUCAAGAUGGUGAGCCAGUGAUUCAGAGGCUCCAAGAGGUGGUGGAGUUCUUGAGCCGGACCAAGGCCACUGAUCAAUACAGGACUCAUAGGUUGAGAGAGACUGUGGUCACUCUCAAGGCUCUGUACGAAACAGAGGUUGAUGCCUUGAGGUUUGAGGGUUCACUUGAUCAAGCUCUGUUGAAUUUGCAGGACGAGUAUGAGAGCCUCUUGCAGCAAAUAAAGCACCAAAGUUUGGAACAGCUAGCUGAUUAUAAGAAUAAUGGAGAUAAGGACGAUAUGAUGGUGGCCAAUGCUGGUUCCAAUCUUGGUACUGAAAUUGAGGUUGAAGCUCUUAGACGGAUUUCAGAGACUCUGGCUGCCAAUGACUGUUUGGAUAUAUGCAUCGAUAUAUAUGUUAAGGUAAGAUACAAAAGAGUAGCAAAAGCAUUAAUGAGACUAAACCCGGAUUAUUUAAGAACGUAUACUCAAGAAGAAAUCGACAAAAUUGAGUGGGAGAGUUUAGAAACAGCUAUAGCUCUUUGGAUCCAACACUUCGAACUGGCAGUCAAAACCGUCUUCGUAUCAGAAAAGAAGCUCUGCAAUUAUGUCCUUGGAGGCCUUAUGGAGGGUCUGAUCUGGUCAGAGUGCUUUGUCAAAAUCGCUGAUAAAAUCAUGGCCGUUUUCUUUCGAUUCGGAGAAGGCUUCACCAGAAGCAGUAAAGAGCCCCAAAAGCUGUUUAAGCUUCUUGAGAUGUUUCAUAUGUUUGAGAAGCUCAAACCUGAGUUCUCAGAUAUUUUCGAUGGCGAAUCAGGAGUCGAUAUUUGUUCUCGGUUCAGAGAACUCGUAAAGCUUCUUAUUCAUGCUUCCAGCAAAGUGUACUGGGAAUUCGGCCUCCAAAUCGAAGGAAACACAGACGGUUUUCCUCCCCCUGUAGAUGGGUCAGUCCCGAAAAUAGUAAGAUACGCCAUUAAUUACCUGAAAUAUCUUGUCACAGAAGAAUAUAGUGGCCCCAUGGCUAAAGUUCUCCAAACAGAGCAAACAUGGAAGAUGGGCAUUUUAUCAAAACCCGAAAACGAAGAGAACUUAUUCAGAGACGCCAUUAUCAACGUCAUGGAAGCUCUACAGAGAAACGUAGAGUCAAAACGAUAUCGUUACAAGGACAAAAUCCUUCCCCAUGUGUUCGCCAUGAAUACGUACUGGUACAUCUACAUGAGAACCAGAAGCACUGAGCUGGGAAAGCUAUUGGGUGAUCAAUACAUGAAAAAGAAGUACAAAAUCGUGGCAGAGGAAUCAGCUUAUAUGUACCAAAAGCAAGCUUGGGGACCUCUAGUAAGGAUUUUAGAGAAGGAAGAUUUAAAAGUUAGUCAGAGCAAAGAAGAGAUAGGGAGCAUGGUGAGAGAAAAAGUUGAGGCCUUUACGAGAGGUCUCAACGAGAUUUUGAAUAUGCAUAAAAGGGUUUAUAGCAUUCCCGACGUUGAUCUGAGGGAGCAGAUUAGAGAAUCGACAAUGGCUCUGGUCGUCUCGUCGUAUACUGAGUUCUUGAACUCGUUCUCGGCUGCGUUAAGAGGGAGGUCGUAUUUCAGUCCGGAAACAAUUCAAGGGCUUUUGACCAACUUCUUUGACAAUGGAGAUGGGAAGCUUAAGCGUCGUGACUUUUCUAAGGAUCGAUCGAGUCAAAUGAGCUCCACGUCUAUCGAGGGAGAUAUUAAGAACUUUCGACGGUCAGGAUCAUACACUACGGAUGUUUGAGAGUUUGAUGCGUACCACUGAUUAAUUACACAUGUAUGGAUGAUAUUUUUUUCGGGUUUUUAGCCCUA
This is a messenger RNA of Humulus lupulus (European hop), 2201 nucleotides long. Its product is annotated as exocyst complex component EXO70I-like. The record is from RefSeq and is a predicted model, not a curated record. Gene Ontology annotation, biological process: exocytosis. Gene Ontology annotation, molecular function: phosphatidylinositol-4,5-bisphosphate binding. The transcript has 2 exons. Lineage: Eukaryota; Viridiplantae; Streptophyta; Magnoliopsida; Rosales; Cannabaceae. Gene Ontology annotation, cellular component: exocyst. The coding region runs from base 1 to 2133 and encodes 710 amino acids.